AUGAAUCCGGCUCUGAACGGCACAGCCGCUCAACGGCGGUAUGGGCCAAGUGCAUUUGAUAUCUGGACCAAGAACGACCAGGAUGCUUGGCUCGAUGGCAUCCAGGCAAAAAUCCACCGCCGGUUGUCAGGCGCCGAGGCGUCAUGGUCACCCCAACGCUCCCCCUCGCCUCUUCGCGCCGUGACUCCCGAACUCCCACCACCGGAGGCUCAAGCUGAGGACACGUCGCUGCAUUCUGUUUCCCCUGGUGCCUCUGCAGUUUCCGACGCCCAGGAGAACAGCCUGUUUGGGGAGAGCGACGAGGGCUUGGACCAUGACGUCGAUGGCCGCUACGAGGAGGGCUUCGACAGUCAAGCGGACGACGAGGGCGCCAACGGCUAUGGGUAUGACGAUGGCUAUGUCGAGCAGGGUGAACACGUCGAGCUGCAUCAACAACACAUACCUGAUCCGUUCGCGACCACCGCUCAUGUCCCGGCCGCAUCAGCGUCACCGGCCCUGCAUCCUGGCCCCGACACCGCGACUCUAAACGCCGCUGCAACUCCAGAAGAAGAUGACGACGAUGACAUUAUCAUGGUCGGAUCGUCUUCUGAAGAUGAAGGGUCCGGGCAAGAGGAUGACGAGGGCGAUGGGAGCGCCGACGAUGGUCCCGAGAGCUCGGAGGAGGCUGAGGAACCUAUCGAGGGUGACGACGGCGAAGAGUUCCCCUAUCUCGCCCAAGCAGCUGCCCAAGCAUCCUAUAUGCCUGUUCCCACUCGUGAGGAGGACUAUGAGGAGGACGAAUUGGAUGACGAUGAUGGCGAAGGUUCAGACUCGUCAUCGCGGGCACCACACCCUCUCGACCAGGCGAACCACCGCUUUGAGGACGACAACGAAGACAAUCAAGCCGAGUACGAUGAGGAUGAGGAAGAGGAGGCCUCCCCACCUCCCCCACAACGCUGGCAACCAUCCAACUCGAACGACGACGUAAUCGUUCUGUCAUCGGACGACGACGACGACGAUGAUGAAGAAGAAGAGGAAGAGUAUGGGGACGACGCAAGCGGAGAUGAGGGCGAUGGCGGCUCGCAGCAGUCAUACGACGAUGAAGACGACGACGGAAUAGAUCUGGAUCACCGCGACAUGGAUGACGAGCGGGAUGAGCUCGAAGACAGUGCUGUGCCGACCGACCAACCGGCCGGCUUCAACAUUCCCUAUCACCCGACGGACGACUUGGGCCAUUUCUAUGUGCCAUAUUCUGGCGAACACCUCUCUCCCUACGGUGACGCCGCAGCGUCGCAUCACUCUCCGGUCCCGCAGUCUACUGUGGCUUGGAACGAGUCACACCUCAGUCACAGUGCGCACUCGUUCGCCUCGUCCUCAUUCGACACCACCCCGGUUCCAUUCCACGACCCUUCCACUUCCUUCCAAGGUCCUUCGACCUCGUUCCCAGACCCUUCGCUCCAAGUGCCCUCCCUCGGCGACUCCUUCAUGGACUUUUCCCAACCGAUGGCCCCUGGCAUGGUUGAGGCGGUUCUGAGCCAACUGCCACACCACGAAGCCAGCUUCCUGUUCAGCGACAUCCCCAUUGACCCAGCCCUCGACCACGAUACGUUUCCGCUGGACCCGGCGCUCGCAGACAACUUUCACGCCGCUCUACCACCUCUUGCUCCGAUACAGCCAGAUGCAUCGUCAUCGUUCACGGUGCGGUCAUCUUAUGCCGCCUUUGUCGAGGAUGAAGAGGACCCCGAGGCGCCACACGUUGUCAUUUCCGAAACGACAAUUGCCAUGGAGGUGGAGAAUGUACCGCAGCCUCCCGCGGAAGCUGAGAUUGAGGAGCUCGACAACAGCCCUGAGGUUGAAGAGCCAUCUGUCGAGGAGGAGCCCAAGGUUGAAGAGCCCCAGUCUGAACUCUCCCACCACAUUCCGGAAAUCGGCGAGCCCGAGAUCGAAGAGGUCGAGGAUGAUGACGACAUUGGAGAGCCAGAAAUUGAAGAGCUCGACGACUCGAGUCGCACCGACAGCACUCCAGCCACUCCAUCCGACGUGGCACGGCAACAAGCAGAUGAGACCCCAGCCAUCAGCCCCUCGCCUGCUCCAUCCGAUUCGACUAGACAAGCAGAGGACGAGGCCCCAGUCAUCGGCUUCUCCCCUGGUCACGUUGCUACUCCUAUCGGCGGUGACGAAGACUCGCCUAUCGACGUCAGCGAUGACGACUCUGCUGACGAGGACGGGGACGACGCUGAGGCUUCACCGGUGUCUGCCGACGCUCCGAGUGACUCAUCCCCGGAGCAGACGCCGGACCUGCAGGUGUUUGAUGGAGACGACAAUGUUGCAACUCCUCGAGCCGGGGACAAGACAGCCGCUGUCGUGCCGCCUUCAAGUGUCCCAGAAACUACUGAAGGGGCGCCUGACGUAGAGCUUCCGCUCUCGGCGCCUGUCCAGGAAGCUCCCCAGGCCCCACCAGCGACUGUCGACGACGAACCUCCUAUUCUGGCGGAUCACCUGCCCGACAGUGACGAGCCCAUUGUUGUCGAGAGCGAUUCUGAAGAGGACGAGGAACCCGCAACCGGCGAUUCGAGCGAGGAGUCUGAGCCCAUCGAGACUCGCGAGCCCAGCGAGGAGACAGAACCCAUCGAGAGCCAAGGCUCGGUUGUCGCCGAGGACGAUGACGAGCCGAUGGUUGUGGACGACGAUCAGCCAUCGACACCACCUACCCCGUCUGAAGUCGACGAGCUCGCCACUCGGCCAGUUACCCCAGCUGACGUGCAAGACCGUGCCACUGCCCCUUCCGAGAGCUCGACAGAGCCUGAGGAGGAGGUGGAGGUGCAGCCAGACUCUGUUCCUCUGCUCUUGGAUUCGGUAGACGAGCCAGAGGAGCCAAAGGAGCCAGAGGAGUCAGAGGAGCCUGAGGAGCCAGAGGAGCUCAAGGAGCCAGAGGAGCCAGAGGAGCCUGCCGAGGACCCCGCCGAACUCGACCAGCCACGGUCUCCUGUUCUGCACUCGGCAGAAGAACCUGAAGAGCCUGAGGAGCCUGUGGAGGUCGACGAGCUUCAGCCUCCGCCCGUCCUCCAGCUUGUCGAAUCGGAUGAAGAACCAGAGGAGCUCGAAGAGCCCGCCGCGGAAGCGAGCGAGACACAGGAGGCCCAGCAGUCACAUUCUCGUGCCGUCCCUCUUCUCGUGGACGCGGGAGAGGCACCCGAGGAGCCCAAGGAACCACACUCCGUGCUCGCCUCACCGCAAGCCACCAUCACCGAUGACCACUCUGUGGUCGAGCCACCCGCCGUCGUGGUGGUGGAGGGUUCAGCUUCGCCAGAAGUGGACCACUCUGACGAGGACUUGGUCCUUGAUGCGGAUAGCUUGGCUCCACCUGUGGGCGAUGGUUCUGCCGCCGAAGAGUCCACAUCCGCAACUGAGGACGAAAGCAUGGAUGUCGACGAGCAGGAAGUCGACGAGCUCGACGACUCGAGGUUCCCUACACCUGGUCCUGUCGCUGUGCCCGAGUCUGCUCCAGAACCCGUGGCCGAAGACACCACACCGUCACCAGCGAUAUCUCCUGAGCCUGUCCCAGGACCUGCUCUCCCUGCCAAAGCUGCUGCUCCUGCUCCUGCUGCCGAGGCAGCCCCCAUGGCCUGGAAGCACUUCCACGGAAAGGCCCGCCCUCCGCCCCCACCGGAGGUCCCUCGCGAGGCCCACCGCAGCGAGCCUGAGGUGACGCCAGUUGUUAAAGACGACCAGCCUCUGGAUAAAGAAAUCAGUCCGCCGGCGGACGCUGAGCAGCCUCAGUCCUCUGAGAGCUCUGGGAGCAACACACCAACACCGGUCGACACCAAGCCCGAGCCACCUGUUGAGUCACCUGUUGAGCCAACGGUUGAGCCACCGGUUGAGCACACCGACAACACCAAAGACCACCCCGUGGAGGAUUUCGACAAGGAACCGCAGGCGGCUGAGCCAACCACCAAGCGUGCACCCCGCAAGUCGCGACUCAGCGUCCCUUCCGACAUUUCACCUCCGACCACUCGCAGUCGUUGCCACCCGCGCAAGGUCCAAAUCGACGACGGCGACCUCACUGCGAUCGUCCUCGUGCCGCAGUGCUGCGUGCCAGGCCCCGACAAGCUUCGUGCCGAAGACGCCAAGGACCUCGGUGUCGGCACAUUUGACGAGGCGUUUGAGGAAGGCCGCGCGCUCGCGUUCCACCUCACGCCCGUCAUCUUCCAAAAGGCUUCCCGCCUCUUUGGCAUUUCCGUGUUCAACGAAGAGGACAUCUUUGUCCUCUCUGCCAGCGAGGGUGUCAUUGAGGAGAGGCCGACGCGUGAACGCCGCCUGUCAACUAAUCGCACGCCCGACCCAGACUGGCGGGAGGGUACUCCUCUCCGCGCCGGCUCGUCCCAGCCCUCGGGGCGCCGGCACCGCCGCGGAUCGUCUAUCGGCUCGUUUACCCUCGCCCGUACCCCCGACCCGGAGGGUACACCCAUACACUCUGGCGUCGGAUUUCUGUCCUCUCAGGGGUCCACUCGGCACCGUAAACGUGCUUCGACGGCCAGUAUCGAUGUGCCGCCUCUUGACCCGGCAACGCUCACGCCGUCACCUUCCAAGCGCCUCGUCACGUUCAAGGAGCCCGACACUGCGUCGAUUCGCCGCUCGGCGCGCAAGUCUGCCGCCAGUCUUGAGCCGCCGUCCCCAGCUCCUUCUGCGCCAAAGUUGCCAAAGGCCUCUGGGUCGCCUGUCAUUGCAACGAGGCGGGUGACACGCAGCAUGGAAACAGCGCCAGACGGAGAGCCGAUGGUUGAGGAUGAGGCUGAACCUCCUGUUGACGAGGAGCCGCCCGAGGUCGCAGCGCCUCCAGCCCUCGGUACCCGUACCCGCAAACGCAAGCUCGAGCCGGAACCAGUGGUCAAGGAGGAGGACGAGGACGAGGAGACCGAAGGCGAGACCCCCGUGCGGGCGCGUUCGGGCAAGCGUCGUGCGGUGCCAUCGUCAUCGGCAGCCGGCAAGCCCGAAGCACAAGAUGUCAAGCCGACUUCCGAGGACGAGGCCAAGGGCAGCAAGGGCUCGUGGUCAUUAAGGGGAUUCUUCGGGUGGAAGAAGUAA
Apiotrichum porosum is the source of this 5064-nucleotide messenger RNA. RefSeq lists its product as uncharacterized. NCBI's taxonomy places the organism in Eukaryota, Fungi, Basidiomycota, Tremellomycetes, Trichosporonales, Trichosporonaceae. The coding region runs from base 1 to 5064 and encodes 1687 amino acids. The transcript has 3 exons. The record is from RefSeq and is a predicted model, not a curated record.